UCCUCAUGCAAAGCAAUAAAGCCAUUCCUUCAAGCCCGCUAUUGCAUUACUUUGGAUAUAUCUUUCCUUUUUCUUUUUUGGUGAACAUGCUCCUGCUGGAGAUCAUUAGAGUUUAAUAUCAUUUGCUGUUUGUAUGAUAUAGGCAGGCCCUCAAGAGUCGAGCUGCUUUAAUGCUUCGAAGACGUUCCAUUAGUCUGAUCUUUUGGAUACUCUCUCCAGUGGCCUACUCUUGAACACUUUUCACGGCGCUGCAAAUUUCUGUUGCUCAGAAUCCAGUUAUAAUAAUCAGUUUGGGUGAUAUUGUGACAGUAUUGUCAUACGCAAGAUUGAUACUUAAUCAGCUUACUUUGAUUCAUAAUCCUGCAUCGGGGAAUAGACAUACGAUGCCUAUCACAGGAGUGUUCUUCAUUCCCGCAAACCCAAAUGCCUCUACAGCUCUCGCGACCAUCACAGAACGGUUGCACUCCGCCGUCGCAGAGGAGCCUGUCGCAAUAGGCCGAUGGGCCUUGGAGCACAAGUUGAUGAGGGAUACUCCCUCCUGCGUGCCUGGGUCAGGCCCCCAGCGACACGCUCAACCGCGGUACAUGCAAUUUCUGUCACUAUCAUACUACCCCAAUCACGGAUUCAUCUACACCUCUCAGGGUCCCGAGAAGACAGGGCAAACUCCCGUCCCGAAUGCUGCUACUCCUCAGCCUGGAGUCACCCCUGCUUCGGGUUCAGCCACUCCAAGCAAUACCGCCGCAGCGGGCGGCUCAGGCAUAGUCAUGACCACCGUGCCUUUGCCUUCUUCCGGAGCUCUGUUCAAGCACUUCGUCUACGCCUGCCAACCAUUCUGGUGCCAUCGACAUACAGUCGCUGUACCGGGGGGCAUGGUCUACGAUGUCGGCGAUUUCCGAGUACGGAUCGGCGACGUGCGGCAGACGCAGCCGGCGGCGCGGGUCCGAGGCACAGUCGUGGAGAUAGAAUACAGGGGCCCGUCACUGGUGACUUCUAUCUCCGCUCAAUACGUACAGUCUAAACGAGGGGUGAACCUAGGCGGGCACUCCGACGUUUCGGAUAGUGACCAGGACCCGGGAAUCGACCUCGCGCUCUUCGGCGGCAUAGAAGACGCAGAUAUCGAUGCGGAGUACUCUGCAACUGCAGCGCUGAUCCGGGAGUUCUGGACCAAGCUGGGGAUCGAGGGAGCGCGAGAAGCGAUCCUUGUGUCGGACGUUGGCAGAGAGGUGAAAGAGCAGUUGAAGAAAUUAAAAUUACAAGAGAAAAUGGGACAGACGGCACCAAGGAAUGAGGGUCAUGCCCUACAGCAGGACGAUGACCCGGACCCGGAUGCAGGAACGGACCUAGCUAGACAGUUUAUGGAGAUUUUCAGGUUUAACAGAUGAAUGCAAUGUCUGAACGCCCGAGAGCACU
Molecule: messenger RNA, 1410 nt
Organism: Aspergillus novofumigatus IBT 16806
Lineage: Eukaryota; Fungi; Ascomycota; Eurotiomycetes; Eurotiales; Aspergillaceae
Exons: 3
Coding region: 384-1382 (332 amino acids)
Biological process (GO): regulation of transcription by RNA polymerase II
Cellular component (GO): mediator complex
Molecular function (GO): transcription coregulator activity
Source: RefSeq, a predicted model, not a curated record